CUUGUACUUCAUGUCGACCACCUUUCUUCCAGAAGGGAUGCUGGAUCCUUUGUACCCUUUUCUGCUGUUAGCUUCAAGUGAUAUCGAAUACGCCAAAAACUAUGUCCCUCUUGCCUGACGACCUUGUCCCGGUGUCUGGGUAACCGAAAAGUCACUCCCGCUCGCUGAGACCUUGUACUCGUCACCUCGACUCCAGCCAUAAAAUGGUCCUACGCUGAAGCGAAAAGUUCGACGGUACUCGCCUACCAAUCUUCCCUCUCCUGUUUCCCCACUCUGAACACUCAAAUGGACUCGCGUGCUCCCAUUUCGUUCUCUGCGGUAAGAAGGCGUGGAGCAGCUCAGCCGAGACCCGUCAAAGACGCCCCGAGGACUGGCUUGAAAGCUCUGAAGACGUUCUUCGAGGACAAUGUGUUCCUUUUCUGCCAAUCGCCCGAGGAAGUCGCCAAGUUUCGUCUCAAGGUGCGAAACCAGGAGUGGAAGGCACGUCAGCUGUAUGAGACCCUCCCACACACAAAUCUCCCAAGCAACGAAUACGUCCAGGUAGAAUUCUACUCUCAGAUGAACAUGCUCUAUCAGCAAAUGGAGCCUGACAUUGACAUGAUGUUCCGACUGGAUGAGUUUGGAGGAUUGGACCUUCGUGCGUUGCGCCGAAACUGGGGGUUGCAGACUUGCGUGCCCAUCCACCCCUUGCGAUGGGAGCUUGAGGACCCCGCUGACCGAGACUGGCUCAGUCCUCUUGCUGUUGCCAACCUCUGCGAGCGUGGGCUAACGAUCAAGUUCACAGAACCUUUUGUCUCCAAGUUCACGAUCCGGCAGCGCCAACUGCGCGCUUCUUACAGGGCUUUCCGCGCCUUCUCUGACCUCUUCCUCUGCUAUUUCAUCUCUCGCCUCGACCGAUACACGCCGUUGGUUAAUUGGUAUCGUGCCUUCCAGAGGAUCCCUGCAAAAAGACUUAAGGAAAUCGAAACAACGGUGCUUGGGUUCUUUGUUGUACUCGCUAUCGGAUCAGUUUUUUACAACCAUCACCUCGACUUGUGGGCCCUUGCUGUGUGGCUCAAAGAGAUUAUAUUGUGUUUGUUCUAUGUUCAUUGACUAUAUGUAACCUAUGCCUUUAUGCUAUAUGCCUCUAUGCCAUCUUAAUCUAUCGUACGAGCUACCCAUACAAAUAUAUACGGCUUGAGAACAUUGCGGCAUGGUGCCGGUUGAAUUUCCAAUUUCUCUUUUAUCUGAUUAGAUUUCUCUCA
Messenger RNA from Desarmillaria tabescens, 1244 nucleotides. RefSeq lists its product as uncharacterized. The record is from RefSeq and is a predicted model, not a curated record. The transcript is spliced from 4 exons. The coding region runs from base 286 to 1092 and encodes 268 amino acids. NCBI's taxonomy places the organism in Eukaryota, Fungi, Basidiomycota, Agaricomycetes, Agaricales, Physalacriaceae.